Messenger RNA from Corvus hawaiiensis (hawaiian crow), 1320 nucleotides. RefSeq names its product glycoprotein IX platelet (gene GP9). The record is from RefSeq and is a predicted model, not a curated record. Lineage: Eukaryota; Metazoa; Chordata; Aves; Passeriformes; Corvidae. The transcript is spliced from 2 exons. Bases 129 to 731 code for a protein of 200 amino acids.
GAAAAAGCUCAUCUUCUCUGCCACACUUCUUUGGUGACUCUUUGAGCAGCCAGCCUGCACUGCCAUCCACGCUCCAGCACUUCACCAAGCACAGGGAAAGGGAUCAAGAGGGAUCAAACAGACUGGCGAUGGAGCUGCUGGCCGUGCUGGGCUGUGCCCUGUGGGUGCUGCUGCCGGGGGUCCUGCCUGAGGAGUGUCCAUCCCCCUGUGGCUGCACAUCCCUGGGGGAGGCGCGGGGGACACGCGUGGACUGUGGCUCGCGGGGGCUGCGCUCGCUGCCCGCCCUGCCCCGCCUCGCCCGCAGCCUGCACCUGCACAACAACAGCCUGGCCUCCAUCCCCGCCGGGGCCCUGGACAGCCUGGGCCGCCUGCAGGAGCUGGAGCUCUGGGACAACCCCUGGCACUGCGACUGCCACAUCCUGUACCUCAAGCUGUGGCUGGAGGAUUUCUCCGCGCCCGCGCUCGCCCGGCUCAGGUGCGCCAGUCCCGCUCACCUGAGGAUGAAGCCCCUGAGGCAGCUGACGGGGAAUGAGCUGGGGGGUUGUAUGACGCUUCUCCCAACCAAGUGUCUUCAGUUCUUCUGGCGAGACCUCGUUUUAAUUGCUGGAGUGAUAAUUACUCUUAUUUUAGUAGCAUUGGCUCUGAAAUUCUCCAAGAAGCUGGUCUGCCAGCUCACCCUCGGGGGCCGGCGGCUGAGGAGGCACAUCUCCAAAACGCACAAGACGCAGUGAGCUGUUCCCUGCCACCAGCCUGACAGGAACAUCAAACUCCUCUGCAACGAAAAAGCAACUGCACUGGUAACACUGGUUUGAAUAAUCAACGCUGCAAAGGCUCAAAGUCCAGGUCUCAAAGCAAAAUUGUGUCUCCACAUAUGUGUGGUCAUUUGGAUCCCCUGAGCAGGAACACUCCUCAUUUCUCUAGCUUUAUUCUACAUUAAUAACAUCUGCAGGAGAAAAUUUCAAAUUAACAGGUAGGAAUGUAGUGGUGUAAACAUGGAGAUAAUUUUAGAGUAUUUCCUCUGCACUGAGCUUUUCAAUUUUUUAAAGGACAACCACCGUUCUGUAUGAAUGCAGAAUAUUGCAGAAGAAAUGCACCCUGCCAUCUCUCAUGGAAUUUCCUAAAUGAUAUUUCUUGUUUCCCCAAAAUGAAAUAAAUCAUUAACACUAAAAGCUUAUCACUCUCUUCUGUGCCUACAAACUAGAUAUGCAUAGAACAGUAACCUGCUUUACUGCAUGGCUUCAAUGGUACAGAUAUUUUUAAAAUGAGCAAUCAGCAAACAUUUCUGCUUACACCAACCAGCACAUUAAAUAAGAUGCACAG